AAAAAAAAAAAAAAAAAAGGCGGAAAAAAAAAAAGACCGUUGAGAAGUUCGCUCGCACGCGCGCGGGUUUCGUCGUUCACCGUUAGCUGCUAAUUGGCUAACCGUUACUAACACCGUUUGCUGUGGAGUUUGUUGAAUUAGUAUCGACGCUAACAAAUCGUCGGAGGAGAGUUGAACGGAUCGUCUGUUCCAAAUAAAGUACAGCGGAACAAAAGCACUGAAACUGGACCGACAUAGGCUAACUGUUAGCCAAACCUGACCACGUUUAGGCGGUUGGAGUAAUAUUAGCGUGUGUGGAUUUGCUAGCUAGGUUGACGUCGCCGUCAUCUUGAGUUCAAGAAGACACGACAGACACGACGUGAAACUGAUUUUCCACUCCAUCUGCUCUCUGCAAGAUUUGUGCACACUCCAUCAUCUCCUCUGAACAUCAAAACAGACACAAUAACGUCUGGUACUGACACAGCUGUGUUGAUGAGAGGUGAUGAGUCAUGGGUAGCUGGACUUAAUGAAACUGCCAGAAUGUCUUCAAUCAUAGGGCUCCCUACACGAGGAUCAGAUGUAACAGUCCUCAUAACCAAGGUCCACUUGCAUCCCCUUUGCGAGCUUGUGGAGUUUUGGGGAAAUUUUAGCCAGGAGCGAGCCGCAGACUAUGAGUACCUGGCCAAAGAUAUUCAGUCCCCUGGAAACACAUUUAAAGAGUUUGAAGGAAAUCCGGGAGACCAGUGCUUGGUUCAUAUAGAUGGUAUUUGGUACAGAUGCCGCAUAGUCACAAGAAAUGGCUCUAAAUACAGUGUGUUCCUCAUUGACAAAGGGGUGACAUACAGCACCACCGCAAGUAAACUGGCAUGGGGUCAGAAGAAGCACUUCCACCUGCCACCUGAAGUGGAAUUCUGUGUGCUGGCCAAUGUGUUACCACACUUGCCUGAGAACAGAUGGUCUCCAGUGGCUCUCGCAUUUCUGAAAUCACUCUCUGGGAAAUCUGUGAAGGCACAUGUGCAAGAUGUACUGGUGGCACACAGAAUGUUUCUCCUGCACAUCCCUUGCAUUUCCAAACAAAUGUAUGAGAUGGGAUUUGCCAAGAAGCUGUCUUCUGACAUGUUUCAAGACUUUGUUCUUGUGUCACUGCAGUCUCAAAGUGGAGCUGAGGUGUCUCCAGUGACUCGGCAGAUCUCCAUGGGAGCAAGUGAGCGACUGCACAAGCAAGAGCAUUUCAUGUACCCAGAGCUGCCAGCUGGAACUGUAGAGACUGUCAUAGUCACAGAUGUGACAAAUCCCCAACGGAUUUUUUGCCAGUUGAAGGUGUUCUCACAAGAGCUGAAGAAACUCUCAGAGCAAAUCACACAGCUCUGUGAGGGCAGAAUGACUCAUUGCAUUGUAGGCCCAGAAAUGAUUGGGUUUCCAUGUGCUGCAAGAGGAAGUGAUGGUAGGUGGUACCGCUCUAUUCUACAGCAGGUAUUCCCAACCAACAAAGUGGUGGAAGUGUUGAAUGUUGACUAUGGAACAAAACAGUUUGUCCAAGUGGAGAAUGUGAGACCACUAGCUGCAGAGUUCUUCAGGAUGCCUGUUGUGACCUACAUCUGUUCCCUUCAUGGAGUCAUUGACAAAGGAGUUGGAUGGACAACCAGCCAGAUUGACUAUUUUAGGUCCCUUCUUCUGUACAAGACAGUGAUCGCCAAAUUUGAGUACCAAAGUGUCUCCGAGGGUGUUCACUAUGUCACACUCUAUGGGGAUGAAAACACAAACAUUAACAACUUGUUUAGUUCCAAGGAGAGCUGUUCGCUGGGGUGUGAAAAAACACUUGGGGAUUAUGCUAUUCGUAGCACUGCAUAUAGCCUCCAGCAUCCAGCCCUGCAAGAAGGAAAUCAAAGAAAGAUGUUAACUCCUGGACAGGCUAUAAAGGAAAAAGAAGGGAAAGGAAUGCUUAAGUUGCCAUCUGAAGAGCUCCGUCUUAACUCCUCUCACAUGGUGGCAGUUCAGGACAUAGCUGACCCAUCAGAGUUUUGGAUCCAAACACACAACUAUGCAGAUGAGUUGGAUACACUGAUGGAUAGUAUCUACCAUCUUUACAAGAAUCCAAUGAAUAACGAUGUGGUAAGAAAUCCGUCUGUUGGGCUCUACUGUGCUGCCAAGGCAGAAGAUGGUGAUUUCUACAGAGCAACUGUGGCUGAAGUUGGUGAGAAAAAAAUCAAGGUGUUCUUUGUUGAUUAUGGAAACACUGAAUUGGUUGACAGCAGUAACAUCAGGACCCUUCCUGACAAGUUCAAAAAGCUGCCGUGUCUUGCACUGAAAUGCACCCUGGCUGGUAUCAAGCCGAAAGAUGAGAGAUGGAGUCAAAGUGCCUGUGAGUUUUUCAUCAAAGCAGUCAAAGAUAAAACACUAAAUGUACAUGUGACAGCAAAACAUGACGAUGGCUAUGUUGUCAAACUAACUGAUCAUAAAGCCCAGGGAGAAAGAGAUCUUUCUACAUUGAUGUGUAGUGCUGGCCUCGCUGAAAGGGUUGAGAUCCAGAGACAGCCAAAAGCCAAGAUGACCACACAGCCUGCUAUUAUUCCUUCCACACAACUUUCAGAUGCCAGACUUUCAGGUGUAUGGAACAAAGGAAUGUCUUUCCAGGCCCUAAACACAGUUACCCCUGCCAGCAGUGAAAGAAGAAUUCUUACUUUCAAGGAGCACAUGUUUCCCAUUGGAAGUGUGCUUGAUGUCACUGUGUCCUACAUUGAAAGCCCAAAUGACUUCUGGUGCCAACUAGUACAAAAUGCAGGGCACUUGAAAUUGCUCAUGCAAGACAUACAGGCUCGUUAUGCAGACACUGAGUUUCAUUCUCUUGUAGAAACAGCUUGUAUUGCUCGCCACCCUGAUAAUGGAAUGUGGUACAGGGCCCUUUUAAUUCACAAACAUGAAACGCCUCAUGUGGAUGUGUUGUUUGUUGACUAUGGCCAGAUGGAGACUGUCUCCCUCUAUGACCUGAGGAGGAUCUGUCCAGAAUUCCUCACUCUGCAUGGCCAAGCUUUUCGAUGCAGUCUGCUUAACCCUGUUGACCCCACGACUGCCACAAAUGAAUGGAGUGAAGAAGCAAUAGCAAGGUUCCACAGCUUUGUGGAAACUGCUGCAUCCAACUUUGUGAUUUUGAAGUGUACCAUAUAUGCAGUCAUGUACAGUGAACAGAAGAUUGUCUUCAACAUUGUGGAUCUAGAAACUCCUUUUGAGAGUAUCUCUACUAGUAUGGUCAGUCUAGUUAAAAGUGCACCAACCAAGAAAGUUUCUGGGACAUCUUUCCGUCUGGACACAUACUACUACUCAACACACAAUGUCAAAACUGGAACAGAGGAACAAGUCACAGUGACAUGUGUGAACAACGUCAGUCAGUUCUACUGCCAGCUCAAGAGGAACGCUGAUGUGAUAAAAGAUCUCAGGAUCAAAGUGAACAAUCUCUGUCAUCAGCUUGAGAAUGUAAAGCUGCCAACAGUUUUUGGAACUUUGUGUUUUGCAAAGUACACUGAUGGACAUUGGUACAGGGGACAGAUCAAAGCCACAAAGCCAGUGAUCCUGGUUCACUUUGUGGAUUAUGGUGACACUAUUGAGGUAGAAAAAUCUGACCUGCUUCCUGUUCCCAGAGAGGCUAAUGACAUCAUGUCGGUCCCUGUACAAGCAGUUUUGUGUGGCCUCUGUGAUGUCCCUGCCCAUGUUCCCAGUGAGGUGAACAGCUGGUUUGAGACAAGUGCAACAGAAUGUAAAUUUCGUGCACUAGUAGUAGCCCGAGAACCUGAUGGGAAACUGCUGGUGGAGCUGUAUCAUGGAAACACUCAGAUUAAUUCAAAGAUCAAGAAGAUGUUUCAGAUUGAGAUGCACACAGAAGGGCAGGUUGUCUGCCACGGUCGGAGAGCACACGAGGCUUCAGCAAAUCAUGCACAAAAGACUCCAAAAGCAUUCCCACAACAAGCUGCAGAAAUGGAAGGUCACUCUCAACCUGUCAAGAAAAAUGUCUCGGCCCCAAAAUCAGCACAUCAAAUGAGGAAUACCAACAUGAAUCUGCAGUCUGUACUGAUGCCUUUGCACAAUAUUUGUGAAAAUGGUCAGAAGGUUAAAGCUGCUCCAUUACAGCUGUACAGACCUCCACACCAAAGGCAGUCAUCUGGAAGGACACCAAAUAAUACGGAAAAUGGUCCUGAGCCAGCAGGUGCCUAUAUCAGACCAAGAAAAGAGAGUCCUUCUAUCAAGUCCAAAUCACCUGACGCAGAAUCUCAGAAGGAUAGCAAUGCUCAAAAACUCCCUAAACUUGAAGACCUGCCCUCAAAAUCCAUCACACCAGGUAUGGAAGCAGAUGUUUAUGUCUCACACUGCAACAGCCCAUUGAGUUUAUAUGUGCAACUUGUCAGAGAGGAGGAUGAACUGCUCUCCCUUGUAGGAAAACUCAACGAUCCCCAAUCUACCACCCAAACCAUCGACAUCAAAGACGUGCAUCCAGGUGACCUUGUCCAAGCAGAGUUUGCAGAUGAUUCCUCAUGGUACCGAGCAGUUGUAACAGAAAUUCAAGGCAACAUGAUGGUUCUUGUUGAGUUUGUUGAUUUUGGAAAUACGGCAGUGAUGCCAAUUUCCAAGAUAGGCAGACUCCAAAAGCAUUUCUUGCAAUCUCCCAUGUACAGCACACACUGUAUGCUGAGCAGCGCUGCAGCUCUUGGAAAAGAGGAAGUGCUUGAUGCAGAAGUGGUGUCAGCUUUCAAAGAGGACAUCAGUGGUACUGAAGAAAAAGUGCUCAAGUGCCAGUUCAUCAGGCAGUCAGGAUCCCUGUGGGAAGUCAGUCUCGACGACGGUGGUGUAAAAGUCAUGUGUAAAGUACCUACUAGAUGUUCAACUUCUGAAAUCACCUCAGAGAAACUUGAACAAGUUAAGAAGAAACCUGACCAGAACGCUGACAUUAGACAAAUGCCAGAGAAUUCAAAGAAAUCGCUACUGACCUCCUGUUCUCUAUUUUGCCACCAACAAGAGAUUUUAGAGGGACAAAAGUUGGAGGUCUACAUCACAACUACAAAUGAUAAUCUCACGUUUUGGUCUCAGUCUACUGUCUCAGAAGAGCUUGAUAAGAUAACAUCAAGUGUCUCAGAAGUUGGGGGUGCAGCUGAUCACAAAAUUAUUGAUCCAGGCUCUCUCUCCCCUGGCAGCCCAUGUAUAGCUCUUUUUUCAGACGAUCAUCUUUGGUACCGUGCAGAGAUCCUUGACGGAGAAGGAGACGAGCUGUGUGUUUUCUUUGUGGACUAUGGAAACAAGUCCCAGGUUAAUGUUACUGAUGUCAGAGAAAUGCCUACCAACCUGAUGGAAGCUCCUCCACAGGCUUUUUUGUGUGAGCUUGAAGGCUUUGAUGCUUCAGUUGGAUCCUGGGACAGUGGUGCAGUAGAUGAGUUCUCAGCACUUACAACAGACAAAGCACUACAGCUGACUGUCACUAGAGUAACAAGGGAAGAAGGAAAAAUCAGAUACCUUGUGCAGAUGGAAUGUGAGGGCCAGGUCAUAAAUGAGGCACUAAAAACCUGGUGGAAGGGCUCAUUGACAGAAAACAAACCUGCUGCAGUUGGACUGACUACUUUAUAUGAAACACCACUGCAAUGUGACUCCACCGUGAAAGAGACUGCACCAGCCGAGGAUCAAAUAGAGGAUCCUUGUGUCCACCCUCAGAUAGACUACAUUGAAGAGCAGGGCCCGGGCGAACUUGUUGAACCUCAAAGAGCAGAUGAGGUCUAUAAACUAGAAAGCAGUUCACAGCACUAUGAAAGCCCUGAAGAUUGUCUUAUUCCUGAGUCUUUUGCUGAGUCUGCUGAAGAAGAGAGGGAUAAGAUUUUGACUUUCUCCAAUGAAGGGGUGAUCGUAGACCCCGCCAUAAAGGUCUCUCAAACCAAACCCAAAGGCAUUUCACCAUGUGAAAGUGAAGAUGAAACUGUGUUACCUUCACUCAGUAACAUUGGUGACCACGGUAUUUUGACCUUGAGCUGUGACAAGGAUGGGGUGAAAACUGAUGAAGGCACAGAAGAGGAGGGUGCUUCAGUGAUGGACACUAUUGGUCCAGAUGACUUUAAACUUACAUUGGUCGGGAACCCUACAGAGGCCAUAGAUGAGGCAGAGAUCACAAUGACUAGAUUGGAGUCUCUGCUUGGAGAGGUGAAAACCUACCUCAAGGAAAGCAGUUUUGGCAUCAUGAAUGUUUCUGAUCCAAAUGAGCAGAGAGAUGACAUUGAGGUUGUCAUUGCAAGGGAUAAAUCUCCUGGCAGUAUGUCAACAGUGAAAAUGGUUCCCCGUGAAGAUGUACAUCUCAGGGAAAGAAUGGAUCUGGAAACAAUUGAUGAGAUUUCUAAAGACUUAAUUCAGACUGAACUGGUGCCCUCCUCCCAUGUGCUUCCUGUGUUUGAGCAGGAAACUAAAGCUGGAGAUGGUGUCCCAAAGGAACAGAUUCCAUGUGUUGCCACACAUGUCAAGAAUGACUUGAUGGCUGAAGAGGAUACCUUGGCUCAGCAUGAUGUCUUGGUAUCCUCAGCCCCGUUAGCUGAAACUAACACAGCAGCCUGCGAGCCACACACCUGCACAGCACCCUCUCGAGAUUCGGGCGAUGAGGUCAAAGAGGUGACCUGCUCUGAUGAAGAGGCCUGUUUGAUGGAUGUCUGCACAGAUCCACACGAGCCAAAUGAUGACAGCAAAGUCACUAGUGGAGGAGGCGAUUGUCUCAGAAGUGGGACAGAACAGGAAGUGGUCCAGAAUGAAUCACUGUUUUCUUUGAGGGAGCUGCCUCAUGAACAAUUCAUUGCCCUGCCAUCUGACACUGAGCCACAAACCUGCACAGCUCCUUUUCCUGAUUUGAGCAACCUGGUUGAAGAGGUGACCUGUCUUGUCAGAGAGAUCUGUCUGACGGACGUCUGCAGAGACCCACAAAAAGAAGCUGAAACGGAGGACAGAGAGCAGCUGGUGCACACACCUCCUGAACAAGAACAGGAUUUCAGCGAUGGUGAACUUGAAAAAGAAGCGUCUUCUUCUGCUGAUGACAGUUUUGAGGCUCAGCUGUCAAAGAUAAUUCAUCUCUCUCUGAUCAUCAAUGAUGCUUCUGCAGAUACCCGGCAUGUUAAGCAACAGCCAGAGGAGUGACCGCCCUCUAUUUCUUUCAUGUGCCUUUAUCAGACACCACAAAUGGAAAUGUCUCAACUACUUGUGUUUUUAGUUCAUUUGGAUGGGUUGGAGUACAUUUAAUUUCUUAGUUGUGUUUGUUCUGUAAGUCUUCAAUGGCAGUCUUGAUUUCUUGGAUAGACCUGACAGGUCAUCUUUACCUUUUGGCCCGAUGGCUGGUUUCAUAGUUCCUAUUGAAAAAACAACCAGCAGUUUAAAAUAGCCUUUUUACAGCUUAUUAGUAUUCGUUUCCAGUUUCCAGCACCCUUGUGUUACAGACGAUCUGUUCUGAUAAGAUGCCUCCAUAAUUCUUUAGAAAAGUACUGAAUCUUUUGUUGAAUAUAAAAAAAACUGAAUGGUUGUCAGCUGAAACGUGGCAGUUUUCAAGAAAGUUUUCUGUAUUUUGUGUGGAUACAUGCAUGCGUUGAAGAUAUAUUUAUGUUGGCACAAUAAAUAUAAUUACAGAUCUGA
Messenger RNA from Larimichthys crocea (large yellow croaker), 7614 nucleotides. It is a transcript of the gene tdrd6a, whose product is annotated as tudor domain containing 6a. NCBI's taxonomy places the organism in Eukaryota, Metazoa, Chordata, Actinopteri, Sciaenidae. Bases 472 to 7125 code for a protein of 2217 amino acids. The transcript is spliced from 15 exons. The record is from RefSeq and is a predicted model, not a curated record.